CCAUAGAAUAGAUGGGCAGGACUUUAGUUUGCUAUCUGAAGAAGGCUGUAUCUUGUGAAAGAAACAGUGAAAACGCAUGAGGACAGUGAAAGCGAACAGCGUGGUUAUCGGUUUUGAGACGGGACUGUCAGUCCCAAUAGGCGACGUUAAACACGCUGAAAAGUGAACCAACAAGUUGCGGGUGUUCCAUUAUGGGACACAGGAGUGACAUGUCGUGAGGAUGACCCACAGAAGUAGCCCCGCAAAGGCUUACGAUUUUCUGCUGAAGUUUCUGCUGGUUGGAGACAGUGAUGUUGGGAAGGGGGAGAUCUUGGCAAGUCUUCAGGAUGGAUCCAGUGAAUCACCUUAUGGUUACAACAUGGGAAUCGACUACAAGACAACCACCAUCCUGCUCGAUGGACGGAGGGUCAAACUACAACUCUGGGACACGUCUGGUCAAGGCAGAUUCUGCACCAUAUUCCGGUCUUACUCCAGAGGAGCACAGGGUGUAAUCCUGGUAUAUGACAUCACCAACCGUUGGUCCUUUGAUGGCAUCGACAGAUGGAUCAAAGAGAUUGAUGAGCAUGCCCCAGGUGUGCCCAAGAUCCUGGUGGGGAAUCGACUACACCUGGCCUACAAGCGUCAGGUGAGCACGGAGCAGGCCCAGGUGUACGCAGAGCGCCUGGGCGUCACCUUCUUCGAGGUCAGCCCUCUCUGCAACUUCAACAUCACCGAAUCCUUCACAGAGCUGGCUCGCAUCGUCCUCCUGCGCCAUGGCAUGGAGCGCCUCUGGAGGCCAAACAAAGUUUUGAGUCUGCAGGACCUGUGCUGUCGCUCCAUCGUGUCCUGCACCCCCGUUCACCUGGUGGAAAAGCUCCCCCUCCCCUUCGCCUUAAAGAGCCACCUUAAGUCCUUCUCCAUGGCCAACGGACUGAACACCAGGAUGAUGCAGGGACGCUCCUAUUCGGUCACCGCCAACAGCGCCAACAAGAGGAACAGCCUGAAGAAGACCAAACUGAUUCGGGCGCCUCAGAGCCCCUCCCAGAGCUGUGCCAGGAACAGCUGCAAGAUAUCUUAGCUCUGAGAGCAGGCCGUGUUCCUGAUGACGUCACUGCGCAGGGCCAGAGCACCAUCGCUGAGGGUCGGCUAGCAGGGGCCAGGGAGGCCUGCCCUUUCCUGCUGCCUGGUCCGCUCCAGAUUUAGCAGCUUCCCGGCGGAUUGACCGCAGUCUGCGUUUGGAGACGGGAGUUGCAUAACGCAGGGUUUUUACUUCCGGUCUGAGCCAUUGUUGCUGUUUUAUGUUCAGUAUGAAGCAUUUAUAAUAUAUAAAUAUAUCAUAAAUGUGUGACUUUUGGUCAGGGCUCAGAAGGUUGGAAGCCACAGAAUGGAAUAGGUGUAAUAUUUUCAUCAUUCCAGACGAUACCAGAGAUUCUGUGUUUGAUGACUGGACAAGCUAAACCCUGGAUUUCAGCAGUUUCUCAGAUGGUCUCUUAGAUGGUCAUCUUUGAAAUGAAUUACAGAGAUUACUGAAGUUAUACUGAGAUUUAAUUGCAAUUGAUAAAAAAGCAGCUCUUUUAAAAUGUAUUUGAUAUGUAUAAUAUUUGAUACUGUUGUGUUUUAAUGUUUGGUUUGUGUCACAGUUUAAUUCUAUAAAAGUGUACAGUAAUGGGCACUGCAGUCCUUCCAAAAGGAAGAUACCAAAGACAUUGAGACGGCUUAAGAGGAUGUCUGCACAAAAAUAUGUUUUGCAGUUAAGAACACUAUGACUUUCCAAUAAACAUUGCCACAGGAUAAA
This is a messenger RNA of Conger conger (European conger), 1774 nucleotides long. RefSeq names its product RAB40B, member RAS oncogene family (gene rab40b). Gene Ontology annotation, biological process: protein localization to plasma membrane; intracellular signal transduction. Lineage: Eukaryota; Metazoa; Chordata; Actinopteri; Anguilliformes; Congridae. The record is from RefSeq and is a predicted model, not a curated record. Gene Ontology annotation, cellular component: synaptic vesicle; plasma membrane; endosome. Gene Ontology annotation, molecular function: GTP binding; GTPase activity. The coding region runs from base 221 to 1057 and encodes 278 amino acids. The transcript is spliced from 7 exons.